This is a messenger RNA of Daucus carota subsp. sativus, 1670 nucleotides long. Its product is annotated as protein ECERIFERUM 26-like. Bases 101 to 1435 code for a protein of 444 amino acids. Gene Ontology annotation, molecular function: acyltransferase activity, transferring groups other than amino-acyl groups. NCBI's taxonomy places the organism in Eukaryota, Viridiplantae, Streptophyta, Magnoliopsida, Apiales, Apiaceae. The transcript is spliced from 3 exons. The record is from RefSeq and is a predicted model, not a curated record.
UAUUCGACAUUAAAUUCUCUCAUCUACCUCUUUUAUAUCUUCUGUAUAUAAACACUCUUUCCUUGGUUCUUUUCUCGCAUUUUUUUCUUGAAUAUUAACCAUGACAAUAGAAUCAUCAUCUUCGAGUUCUACCCUGGAGCCACUAAUCUACAACGUGAAACUCUCAUCUGUCGGGCCGGGUGAAAUGACUCGGCCGGAUACGAUUCAUGAGCCAACGAGCAUUGAUUUAGCCAUGAAGCUUCAUUACCUCAAGGGUGUGUAUUAUUUCAAGAGCCAUGAAGCUUUUGCGAGCAUAACUAUUGUUCAAAUCAAAGAAGCCAUGUUCAGGUGGUUGUGCCAGUUUUAUGUCAUCUGCGGCCGCUUUCGAAGAUUCUCGGAGGAUUCCGGCAGGCCAUACCUCAAGUGCAAUGACUGCGGUGCUAGGCUCAUGGAAGCAGAGUGUGCAAAAACCAUAGAGGAAUGGCUGGAGCUUCUUAGUGAUGAUGACUCCCUUGAAAAGAAGCUCAUUUUUGGACAACCCAUUGGUCCCCAGAUCGAGUACUCUCCAAAUGUUUACUUACAGAUAACGAAGUUUAAGUGUGGAGGAAUAUCAUUGGGCUUAAGUUGGGCCCAUGUUCUAGGCGAUGUCCAUUUGGCUUCGUUCUUUAUCAAUACGUGGGGCAAGAUCAUGGCCGGUCAUAAACCAGGUUCACCUCCCGUUUUAGCCCAGUACACAAAAGAGGAAACGCCACCUGGUCAAAAACGGACACUUAAUGAACCACUUUCCAUUAAAUGGGUCGACCCGGUUGGGGACCAAUGGGUGCCUUCUCUUACCACAAAGAUGGAAUCAUUCUCCUUUCACAUUUCUGCCACACAAUUGGGCCGCUUGCAAUCCAAGGUGUCCGGCUCGAAGAAAUCCGACCCGGUUCCACCGUUCGAGUCACUUUGCGCAAUAAUUUGGCAAUGUGUGGCGAAGUUUAAAACCGGGACGGAGUCCAACGUGGUGACUAUAGUAAAACAUGAUUCAUGCAAAAAAAACAAGAAAUUCGAUAACGAAAAUCAAGUGAUUAGCAUAGUUAAAACGAAAUGCUCAGUCGUGGAAAGUGAUAUUGAAGAACUAGCGACGCUUGUUAUGAAAGGAGAUAUCCACGAACACGAAAAAUUAAAAAAUUGGGUGGAAAGUGAGAAGGGGGCAUUAGAUGUUAUAGUGUAUGGUGUAAAUUUGACAUUUGUGAGUUUUGAACAAGCCGCAUUUUAUGAACUGGAGUUGAAGGGACAAAACCCGGUCCAUGCAAGCUAUUGGGUUGAUGGCAUUGGCGACGGAGGGGCUGUUUUCGUGCUUCCGACAUCUAAAGACGACGGAAAAGGUCGAUUUGUGACGAUAACGUUGCCGGAGAAGGAGCUGAUCAAAGUGAAACAUGAGCUUAAAGAGAAUGUUUUACAAGCAUCUGAGUGAAAUAUAUAAGUGAUCGAGUGUGAUUUAUUCAAGCCUUUGGUAUCAUGAUCACGAAUGGAAUAAUUGAAAUGUGCGUCAAGUUUGUUAACACGUCAAACGCACAUUAGUAAAUGUCAGUGUGGAAUGUGUGCUUGUACAAUAAAUUUGAAAACAUUUUAUGUGGUUGGGUGUACAAUACUAGUGCUAUAUGACCUCAUAAUUGGUUUCCCAAAAGUUAAGAUACAUUUCUCUUUUA